AUGGUGACUUCUUGGAUUCUUAAUUCACUAUCAAAGGAGAUAGCAGAUAGUGUAGAAUAUGCUAAUGAUGCAGUUGAACUAUGGAGAGAACUAGAAGAUCAUUAUGAACAGACUAAUGGUGCAAGAUUGUACCAAAUUCAGAAGGAGAUCAAUGAUUUAUCCCAGGGUACUUUGGAUAUCACUACCUACUAUACUCAGCUGAAGAAGCUUUGGGAAGAACUAAGCACCUUCAGUGCAAAGACACAAUGCAGCUGUCAAUGCACUUGUCGUGCCAAGGAGAAUAUGCACAAAGCAGAACAGGACAGGAGAUUGAUUCAAUUCCUUAUGGGAUUGAAUGAGGUUUAUACAGAAGUAAGGGGUAACAUUCUCAUGAUGAAUCCACUGCCUUCAAUGGCACAAGCCUUUUCACUGCUCAUUCAAGAUGAAAAGCAACGAGAGAUGAAACCUACAAAUCAUUUGUCUGCAGGAUCUGUUUCCCUUCAUGUCAACACUUCAGGAAAUGCCAAUAAUUUUGGAAACAAUAACUUCGUAACCAAUUAUGCCCCCAAUGCUAACUUUCCAAACACUAACAGAACUAUACCAUUCUGUGAUUACUGCAAACGCCUAGGUCAUACUAAGGACAAAUACUUCAAGCUUCAUGGUUAUCCUCAGGGCCACAGUUAG
Molecule: messenger RNA, 663 nt
Organism: Nicotiana attenuata
Lineage: Eukaryota; Viridiplantae; Streptophyta; Magnoliopsida; Solanales; Solanaceae
Exons: 1
Coding region: 1-663 (220 amino acids)
Source: RefSeq, a predicted model, not a curated record